AUGAGUAUACCACUGGUUCCAAACAAGUCGUGCUACAAUUUAUUGCAGGGCAACAGAAACGAGAUGAAGAAUAACAACGAACACCUGAUGACUGUUGGAGACACAAACGCCAACCAAAUAACAUCUGAGGUUAGAGGGGACAUAAGGACCAAUGAUUUGUCAGGGGAACCUAGAUGUCUGAACACUGGUGGGCCAGAAAGUAUCAAGCAAUUAAAUUCAGAGAGGAACAGACUUCAGGGUACUACUGGUCUAUCGGAGUUUAGGCUGCCUUCUACCACCAGCAGGGAAUCAUAUAAGGAUUACAGGACUGAUGGGAUUAAGGACACUUCAAGGCUACUCCCUAUUAGCCGGGGCCACAGUCUGUCCAAUCUGAGGGUUAAUACAAAUGAUACCUUUUCAGUGGUUCUUUCAAAAAGCGACGCUGAUCUCAUUCAGCAUGUUUCAAAGGAUAAAACACCUCGAAGGAUUGAACCAGAAGGGAUCAAACGCCUUUCCUUGGGGAGAUCACGGAAACUUAUGUCUAAAACAGAAGGCUUUGGAAAAGAAUUUGUAGGCCGUGUAUCAGGUAAGCGCUUGCUUUCCGCAUCCUUGGAUUCCAUCGAUACCUCACACCAUUUGCUUGGGGAAAAUGAGAAAUCUCCGAAAACAUCCACAGACCAUUUUUUGGGCAUGGUGUUUCAGCCAGCUGAUAGCUCCUCAGAGAGAAAUAUUGUGUGUUAUUCUAAACAUUCAUCUACCUCAGAAACUAACAAAAUAAAUGUUCCAGUGAAACAGCCAGGUGUGGACAGUGUCCCAAACCUCCAUGAUCGGAGCUCUCCACACCCUGCUCCUGUUAAAUCCAAUGAAGUGUGUAGAUCAGAAGCACAAUUAGAACAUCAGGGCGAUAAGAGAGGAAAGGCAGAGUCCAGAAGCCCUCUGUCGUCACAGCGCAGAAGUGUGUGUCAGCAAAAAAAUGACAGGGUUAUGCUGGUUGACUCUCUUGGAGGUCACACAGAGGAAAAUAAUAUUGCAGUGCAGAAUAAAAAGAAUUAUGGGCCUGAAGUACAUAGAGCAAAGUCACCCCAGUUGCAGGAGCCAGGUAACAAAGGAAAAGAUCCACAUUUAAAUGAGGGGUUGGACUCUUUCAGUAACAGACCAGUAAGUAGCAGUAAUUUUGCAGGUUUUGGAAGAGGAAGCAGUCCUAGUGACAACAGGGCAAAAUCACAAGUAAAUGAGGAAGGUAUGGCUGGAGAACAGAAUGAUUUUGUACUGUCUGCUGCUGACGAAUGUAGUAGCCAGCUGACACCUACAAGGAGCAAAAACCAACUCAGUGCUGAUGUAAGUUGCAUCCAAGCAGCCGGUGAACACAUGCCUCUUGGUCAUCACACUGAAUCGCCAGACAGCAAAGAUUUGCACAGUCCUGAAAGUAAACAGCUGCUCGUAAAAGGCCAUGGUGAAAAUGCUGCAUUGCUCACCUCAGAUCAUCUGGAACAUCCAAAAGCACUUGGUGCAGAAAAUGAGCUGGAUGAUCACACCAGCAUCCAAGAGUGUGAUUUAGAGGUGACAAGGUUUUCAGUUCAAAGCAAGAAGAUGGUUGUUGCAAAGAAACUGGUUGCAAGUGACACAUCGGAGGGCUAUAAAAUAUCAGGAAGAACAGAGACCUUUCUAUGUGCCCCAACUCCUUUGCGCCCUGUGGCGAUGGUGAACAUUACCCCCACCACCACAUCAAGCAGCAAUCUGAAGGAUCUCUAUGCGUUUCAGGUUGACAAGCUGCCCUCCUCUGCAGUCCUACCUCCCAUGGACAAUGCACAGUUGCUAAGCCUAUCCCCCAAAGUGCCUAACAAGACUGCCUGUAACAGUGGCAUCCCCAAGCCUAUCCUUGUACAUGCCAAGGGCUCCCACCCAGCCACAGAUGAUGGAGAGAACAAUUGCACUGAGAAGCCUGAAGACAAGACCGAAACGAAACUGGACAUCCCCAAGCCCAAACAUGUCAGGCCAAAAAUAAUCACGUACAUCAGAAGAAACCCCCAGACGAUAAGCCAGCUUGACCACACCUUUGCCCCAGCUGGAUUACCCUACGUCGCUCCUGCUUGCAGUGUGCCAAUGGCGACGGAGCAGAAGACUUCGAACGAUGGAGAUAUGAAGCCUAGCAGCGUGCUGUAUGACAAGUUGAAACCUGACUUACAGAAACCUCGCAUUUACAGCUCUGGACUUGUGGUGUCCGGCAUUAAAUCCUCGGCUCAUCAUUUUGGUCCAAUGGGCGAGAAGUUUCUUCAGGAGGUUGGGGAAAGGCCUGUGAAAGAAGAAUUUUGUCCUCCACCAUAUACUCACUAUGAGGUGCCUCCAAGCUUUUACCGGUCUGCAAUGAUACUGAAACCCCAGUUAGGACUGGGUGCAGUUUCCAGGUUACCGUCUGCAAAAAGCAGGAUUUUGAUUGCAAGUCAAAGGUCCUCAGCAAGCUGCAUCCAUCCACAAGGAUCAAUUACCAGUUCUCCUGCACUUUUCCAUCCUGAUGCUCCUGCUGAUAUUAAAAAAGGCUCGAAUCCAAAUGCCACAAAGUCAAAUCUUCCUAAACCAUGUCAGUCUGGACUCCGGCCUCCUGGAUAUUCGCGACUGCCAGCUGCUAAAUUGGCAGCGUUUGGUUUUGUCCGCAGCUCCAGCGUCUCCUCAAUCUCAAGCAACCAAUCCAAUGACAGUGCCCAGAGUGAUCAAAGCAGGACUGCCAACCGCUCAAACUUUGGAAAUGAAGAGCAAAUCACUCCUAAGGCGGCUGAGCCUUCUAAAGAAGCACCCAAGGGGACCAGUAGGACUCCACCGCAGGCAUCAACUAGCACAGCAGCUGCCCGCCGGAGUUUACUUCCAGCUCCAAAGACUGCUGCAGCACCUGCUGGCUCGAAGAAAGAAGUACAGAAAGAUCAAGAUACUAGCAGACCCACAAUUUCAUCCCCUAAGAGACUGGUUGUAUCAGCAACUAAGCUACAUUCGCCAGGAUACCCAAAACAAAGGUCAUCUGUUCCAAGGAAUGGAUUUUCUCCAAAGCCAGAUCUGCAGACUCGAGAAGCUGAGCGGCAGUUUAUCCAGCAAAUGAAGGAAAAGUGUAACGAACAGGCCAGGAAACUCAGCUGUAUGCAAGAGGAACUUAAGAGGACAAGCUACGGCUUUGAUGUCUUUGUUAUAACAACCCAGUAUUUCUUUCAGAAGAACGAAAGUGCCCUUGUGAAGGAAAAGGAGCUCUCGACAGAGCUUGCAAACAUCAAAGAUGAAGUUGUUCUCAAUGCAGCGAGAUAUGAGAAAUUACAAAAAGAGAAGGAGGAGCUGGAGAAAAAGUUUGAGGGGAAGCUGAGGAAGCUUGGCUGGGAACAGAAGGAGGAGCUCCAAGCGCUCGAAGAGCGGCUGCGGACACAGUAUGCUGCCGAAAUGGAGCAGCUGCAAGAGGACCACAGCACCCAGCUCACCAGCAUGAAGAGUCAACACCAAGAGCAGGUAGACGACAUUGCAGCAACUCAGGAAGCGACAGUGUUAGAGAUGGAAAAUAAUCACACCAUUGCUCUCUCGGUGCUUCAGGAUGAAUAUGAGUGCAAAGUCCAAGAACUGAAGACUAUGCAUGAGUUGGAAAAGAGAGAACUUGAAGAGAGCUUUGAGAAGUUGCGUUUGUCACUCCAGGACCAGGUAGAUACCCUCACUUUCCAAAGCCAGUCUCUGAAGGACAAGGCAAAACGAUUUGAAGAGGCAUUAAAGAAAAACACUGAAGAACAACUGGAGGUCGCACUGGCUCCGUACCAGCAUUUAGAGGAAGACAUGAGAAGCCUGAAGCAGGUUUUGGAGAUGAAGAAUCAGCUCAUCCAUCAGCAGGAAAAGAGGAUCAUGGAGCUAGAAAGACUGGCCGAAAAGAACUUAAUACUGGAAGAAAAAAUCCAGGUGCUUCAACAGCAAAAUGAAGACCUCAGAGUCAGGAUUGAUCAGAACACUGUGGUGACCAGGCAGUUGUCCGAAGAAAAUGCCAAUCUCCAAGAAUAUGUUGAGAAGGAAAGCAAGGAGAAAAAGAGGCUGAGCAGGACUAAUGAAGAGCUGCUGUGGAAACUUCAGACAUCAGAACCCAUGAGCCCCGUUAAAUUGUCUCCAACUUCUCCUACACACAUCUACCGCUCUUCCUCAGGACCUCCAACCCCUGCAAAAGUCAGCAUCGUGCCAAGAUGACAACCAAAUCCAGCAGUUUCAGAGGAAUUGUCCCUGACAAUAUCCCAAUCAACUGAAUGUUUUCAUGCAAGAAAGUAUUAAUCACAGUAAAAGUAGGUACCUGGGAACUGAUAAUAGACCAACAUGUUCUCUACUGCAUAUGACUAGGCAGUCUGCUCUUGUGGUUUCAGCAUCAGAAGCUCUAGCAGCACCAUAAAAUAACGUAAUCUAGUGUA
Molecule: messenger RNA, 4391 nt
Organism: Varanus komodoensis (Komodo dragon)
Lineage: Eukaryota; Metazoa; Chordata; Lepidosauria; Squamata; Varanidae
Gene: MTUS2
Product: microtubule associated scaffold protein 2
Exons: 14
Coding region: 1-4176 (1391 amino acids)
Cellular component (GO): nucleus; cytoplasm
Molecular function (GO): microtubule binding
Source: RefSeq, a predicted model, not a curated record